AUGCAUGUGGCGGUGGUGGCCUCUGGCUGCAUUUGGAUCCAUGCCGGCUCGGGCCCCUUGCGGAGGAAGCGGCAGGAUCUCUGGCGUUUCCGCAUCGCCGACGGAAAUUGGACGGAUGUGUCCUCUGAUGGGCCUGGGCCGCGCGAAAGCCACGUGGCCGUGACGAAUAAUUCCCACGUCUGGGUGCAUGGAGGACAUGGCCUCCUGGGCCUGCUCGACGAUCUUUGGUUCUUCAGAGCCGAAAGCUUCGAAACCCCUGCCUGGUCACAGGAAGAAAAUCGAUCAGCUGGCCCUUCAGCUCGCGAGAUGCACGAUGCUGUCCUGAUGGACGCGAAGAUAUGGGUCCAUGGUGGUCGACAAGCACCAGGAGAUCGUGGCGAGGGCAGGCACUGGCUUUCAGAUGUGUGGUAUUUUGACCUGCUCACGAAGAAGUGGGGCGAGGUCGAAAGAACCCCAGAGCCACGCAUUGCCUACCCGACGAGCAUGAGCGGCAGUGGGAAGUUGUGGCUUCAAGGGCUUCGUGCCCGGGAAGGUGAUGUCACAGAAGUGCUGGUACUGUGGGAGUGCAAAAUGCCAGCUUGCACCUGCGAGGAGACGUGGACGGCAGAAACAGAACCAGAGUCGAUCCACGCCGACUUUCUUUUCGUGGCGGUGUGGACGCUGUGCUCCCUGUGCUGCUCAGUGAUUGGUGCUUGGCUGCUUGCAAGCGGAGAGCUUCGCCUCCUCAAACUCGGAUUGAGGUGGCUGGUCAGCCCGAUCGGAAUCUGCCGAUGUGACACAAAGUUUAUGCUGAUUUCCGUGAUGUGCGCGCUGAUGUCUACAGUGGUUGGUUUUGCCAUCUCGUUGCUGCUCUUCUCCAAGAAGCUCCUGAACAUUUACAACGACUACCAGGACUUUAAACAUCUUCGAGAUUCCGUGCACGAGACGUCUGUCUUCGCCAGUUAUUUCGCUGUGCCGAGCGGCGUUGUCGGUCUGGUCGUGUGCUUCGUGGUGGCACAAAGGGUCUACAACCGCAAAGUUGUGCAGCCUCUGUCGAGGAAUGGCCUGCUGGACCCACGCGGCCUUGCAAAGUAUUUGGUGGAUGCGGACAUUCGCCUCGUUCGCUUUGAAUACCUCAAAGAGCUCAAGGAGGCUGAGGAGGGCUUACCGCGAAGGCAAGAAGCGCAACGGCGGAGGACAGCUUCAGGCAAGAAGGCUUUGGUGAGCCACAAGGAGGUCCUGGACUGGGCUUGCGAGAUGCAUCGACGGCCGUUGAAGCAGAGAGUCAUUGCCGUUUCACACGGCUGGGAAGCGCAACAGCACCCAGACCCCUGGAACUUCCAGCUGAACUUCAUCGUAGACUCAUUAGAGGAUGCGUGGAGCAAGGGCCUCGUCUUUGCAGUCUUCUUCGACUACGUGUCCGUCCACCAAUUUAGGCGAACAACGCCCCACCAGCAGAAGAGCUUCCAAAGGACCAUGAAAAGCAUGCACAUCCUCUAUGCCCACGAUUGGGCCCACACCUUGGUCAUACAGGAAAUGACGCCUGAUCAAUUGAAGGUCGACAAGGAGGUUCUGGCUUACUUUGAAACUGGCGGGCUGGCCUCCGUGCGCGAGCAACCAAUCGCAGAGCUGAAGCUGAACUCCACACCUUAUCUGAAGCGCGGUUGGUGCCUUGCGGAGCUACAAUGGUCGAGCUUGAAAGGAUCCGUCCUCGUGGAGCUAGCGCAGCUGCAGGGCCAACACCUUUGGAAUCAGCGAGCUCCCCUGCCUCCGGAUUUUUUCCGCAAACUUCUCUCAAAGCGAGAUGUGAAGUUCACUCACCGAAGUGACAUCGAAGUCCUCAUCAAGGCCCAGCAGCAUGCCUUUGCAGCCAAAGCCUCUCAGAGUACGUCUUUGCACUUUGCGAACCUGACUGUGCUGGAGCUGGACAUCUUGGCAGAUGCUCUCCAUCACUACAGCAACAUCGCGGAGAUCCACAUAGUGGAAAGCGCCAUCCACAUCAGGCAGUCCAAAGCAGAAAGUGGGCCGACAAUCAGGCUGAGCCUACGCGAUACAGCGAUCCUCGAUGGCCCACGAGCUUUCCCAGACAGCUUGACCUUCGAUUCUUUCGUCAAGCGCCUGAACUUCAACAGUAGCCUUAGGAAGGUGUCACUUCCGAAUUGCAAGAUCGGCGAUGGGGAGACUCACUUCAUCGCCCUCGCGCUGCGUUCGAACAGGUGGACUUACCUCGACCUGCAGAACAACAUCAUCGGACCGGCAGGUGCCACCGAGAUUGCUGCUCACAUGGACUUUUCCAGCCUCGAGGAGUUGAUUCUCGCAGGCAAUCGGAUUGAAGAUGAGGGUGCCAUAUGCCUUCUAAAGGCAUGGGCCUUAUCCUGGAAGAGAGUCUUCUUCCAUGCGUGGAGGACCAAGAUCCACGAGCACUUGCACCGCACCACUACUGUCUCCGUCCUUGGCCAAACGUUGGGCCAAACCGUCGAAGCCACCGCAGCUUCACUGUAUGCUUUCGUGGAUGCGGAAGCGGUCGUGAAUUACAACAACGAGAAGGUGCCCAUACUCAAGAUGGAUCUCAGCGACAAUGCAAUCAGCGACCGAGGACGGAGCAUGGCCUUCAUCCGACCUUCCUGGGCGGAAGUUAAGCUUGGGAGGCACCACUAUGAGCACCACUAUGCGGCGAUCCAGGCAAUUUAG
Molecule: messenger RNA, 2670 nt
Organism: Symbiodinium natans
Lineage: Eukaryota; Dinophyceae; Suessiales; Symbiodiniaceae
Source: the annotation of a GenBank genome assembly